Messenger RNA from Uncinocarpus reesii 1704, 1050 nucleotides. RefSeq lists its product as uncharacterized. NCBI's taxonomy places the organism in Eukaryota, Fungi, Ascomycota, Eurotiomycetes, Onygenales, Onygenaceae. The transcript has 2 exons. Bases 1 to 1050 code for a protein of 349 amino acids. The record is from RefSeq and is a predicted model, not a curated record.
AUGCCUCAUAAGCAUAAAAGGCGCCGGAAGGAUAACGACGAACAAUACGACCUACCGCCUAGCAAAAUUGCGAAAGCGCUUCCAACGAGGUCAGAUAAUAAGGACAAGAAAGGCCUCCAACCCGAAAAUGGCAAGCGAAAGAAGAAGCCGCAUCAUGGGGAUGAUUUCGGCGACGAUACCCCCCGGGAGUUUGCACGGAUGAUGCGACGAUUCCAACAGUCGACGAAGAACGGCGACACCGGAAGUUUAGACAAUGCUUCCUCCGCCCACGAGAAAAAUACUAAAAAGCGGAAGAGGCAAGGGGAACCCGCUACGGAGCCGCGAAAGCAGAACAAACCGCCCCAAUCACAAAACGACGGUGUUUCGUCAAAAGGCGACGGCGCUUCAAAUAUCCCAAAAAUCCUUCCUGGCGAAAGACUAUCCGAGUACGCCGUUCGCGUGGACCAGGCUUUGCCCCUCUCUGGUGUGACUCGCAAGGCGGGUAAAACCGGUACCUCCAAGAUGGACGCGGAGAUUCGUAGUCUACGCGAACAUCGGCAGACGAAGCAUGAAAAACGGCUCUUACGGCUACAAUCCCAAUGGCGCGAGGAGGAAGCAAGGAUACAGGAGAAGGAAGAGGCUGAGAGAGAAGAAAAGGAGGCUGAGAAUGAAGAGGUAGAAGAGACGUGGAGACAGUGGGAAACUGAAGCGGGCAAGGGAAAGAAAAAGAAGAAAGGGGGUAAAAAGAAGAAAAAGAAGGGCGUUUCUGCAGCAGAUGAGUUUGGCGACUCUGGAGGUUCUGAUAGUGAGGGCGACCCGUGGGCGAAAUUAAACAAAAAGAAACGUGUCGUGCAAUCGAGCAAUCCGUUUGAUGUGGUUCAAGCGCCACCGGAGAAGUUGACGAAGGUUAGAGAGAUCUUCAAGGUGCACGGGGUGGGCGGAGCAAAGGUGGACGUUGCAAACGUUCCGGCUGCAGCUGGAAGUCUGAGACGGAGAGAGGAGUUAGCGAGCCACAGACAGAGUAUCGUUGAGGAAUACAGGAGGAUCAUGGCCGAAAAAAGAGCGCAAUAA